Messenger RNA from Lycium barbarum (goji berry), 1251 nucleotides. RefSeq names its product LOB domain-containing protein 23-like. Lineage: Eukaryota; Viridiplantae; Streptophyta; Magnoliopsida; Solanales; Solanaceae. The transcript has 2 exons. The coding region runs from base 748 to 1188 and encodes 146 amino acids. The record is from RefSeq and is a predicted model, not a curated record.
ACGGGCGCUAGCUAAAUAUACAAAACAUAUACACUGAUUAUGUGUGUGUAUAUAUAUAUAUAUCUGUGUGUUUUGUAUUUACAAUAUGUAUACUAUUUACACUUAAUAUACAAAACAUAUAUAUUUGUUGGCUAUAUUAUUCUUUUGAGUGGUCCAAAAAUAUAAUCAUCCCUUUUUUUGACCUCCGUUGCCAUUGUGUUUUGAAAAAAUUGAAUUCAACAAUCAAUAUGAACAAAUUUCACCUAUAUGUGCACAAUAUGAUUUGCUGAAAAAUUAGGGAGAUUUAAUUGACCACCAUGGUGCCAAUAGCCCAAUAUGACUCUGCCACUGCAACAAUUGUCCUAUCAAAAUAAUUACUUAGAUUAAUACAUAAAGAAGGUUUAUUGACAACUAUAAAAGUUGUGCGAUAAAUCAUUUAAUGAGACAAGAUUAAUAAAUUAGUUCACUACAAGGUAGGAAAAUGUAAAUUCCAUUCUUACCAUGUUUAGCUCAAUCACUGAGUGACUGAUUUGUAGUACUGGUAACUUUCCUUACAACACCAAUUUUUUUAAAACGAUAGCCGUUAAUUGUUUAAGUUGUUUUCGUUUAAAUACACUCUCUUGGAUCUUAAUUUAAGUAUAAUGCAGCUAAGAUCUUUGGUUAGAUUUUCUUCUUCUCAAACAAAAGAUUCAUAAAAUCUUUGUACCUCGUGGUGACAGAUUUUUGUCUCUUUUCAAUAUAAGAAAUUAUAUCUUUGAAAGAAAAAUAAUGACUUGUACGCGUUGUGCAGCUUGCAAGCAAUUGAGAAGAAGAUGUCCUUCUAAUUGUAUAUUUUUGCCAUAUUUUCCUCCAAAUAAUCCUCAAAGAUUUUCUUAUGUUCACAGAAUCUAUGGUGCUAGCAAUGUUGGAAAGAUGCUCCAGCAAGUAGAAGAGCAUCAACGAGCAGAUGUAGCAGACUCAUUGUACUAUGAGGCAUAUUGCAGAAUUAAGGAUCCAGUUUAUGGUUGUGUUGGAAUAAUUACUGUUUUACAUGAAGAAAUCUACCAUGCACAAUGCCAAUUGGCUAAAGUACAAGCUGAAAUUGACUUACUCAAAGCUCAGGCACCAGUUCAAGGAGAGUUAUUAGGGCUACAAGUAAAUGAAUUUCUUGCCAAUCAAAAUGGAGCUUAUUGUUCAACACAAUCAUCAUUUGAUCCUUCGUUUUACUAAUUACUUUGAAUUUAUGAUGCAGAGUGUUUUGUUGUCUUGUGUUUAUGAAAACAUAUUCCGGCA